AUGUUUCAACAAACUCAAUCAAAUAAUGAUUUACCUCGAAAUUAUCUUCAAUUUCAUGAAAAUGCAUUUGUUUCUCCUCUGAAUCUUAUUAAUGUUACACAUCCUGCACCGAUUUCUUUCGGUCGAGCUCCACAUUUUCUUCAACAAACAAUUCCUCGUUUUGAUACAACAAUGCCAUCAUCAUCAUCACCUCAACUUCAAUCGAUUGAUACAAAUAAAUUAAAUAUGUAUCAAUUUUUAGCAAAAAGAAAACUUAAAGAAGAUCAAUGGAAAAAAGAAAUGAAUGAAAAAAAUCCUGUUCAACCAACAUUUCAACAACGAAAUGUUCGUUCAUCACAAUCACAACAGCGUUCAAAAAAUCCUUCAAUACGUUCUACAUCAGUUCCAAAAAAACCAAUUGUACCUAAAAAAGAUAAUAGAAAUGAAAUAAAUCGUUCUCCAAGGACACCAACACCAAUUCAUAUAACUCGUCCAAAUGAUCCAUAUGCUGCACUUUCAAUUGGCAAACAAAAUGAAAUAAUUGAUAUUCAUGAACAACUUCUUGUACAAUUACGUAUUUUACAUAGUCCACCAGCAAGAGAAAAUAUUAUUGAUGAAACUGAACAAGAAAAACAACGACGAAUAAGACUUAAACGUGAAAGAAUAAAACGUGAUUCACGAGCUAUUUAUAAUGCACAUCAAGAACUUAAACAAAUAAUUAAUGAUGCUCAGCAGUCAGAUGCUAAUUUUCCUCGACUUAUUCAUCGUCAUUUAAAUGCUUAUAAAGCAAUUUUACUUGCUGUUGAAACUCUUGCAAAUGAAGCUCCACUUAAACCACAAGAUACACCUAUUCAACAACUUCUCACUGCUCUACUUCCUGUUCUUGAAACUUUAACAAAUGCAAAUUAUGCACUUCGUUUAUCUCAAUUAAAUAUUGAUCCAUCAUUUCUUCAUAAUCCUCCAUCAAAAAAUAUUAAUCGACGGCCAAUUUCUGAUAAUCGUGCAUCACCAUCGAAUCAACUUUUACCUACGAUUUAUAAUGAAUUAAUAAAAAAGAAACAACAACAACAACAACGAAAACCACGAGUAAUACCAUCAGUAUUACGUCCACGUAGUGCUGAAUCAGUACGAUUACCUCGUACUGAUACUUCAUCUAUAACUCGUUCAACAAUAUCAAUUCAAAAUAAAGCUCGACCACGAAGUCAUUCACCAUUACCAUCAAUAAAAUCUGCUUCAACGAUUGAAACACCAUUUUAUUCACGUUAUACGAUUGAUCAUAUUCUUGGUAAAUUAGCACCACGUCUUCUUGCUAAUUAUACUGGACGUGAAUUAUCUGAACAAAUUGAACGUGCACGAACAUUAAUUCCAAUGUUUCUUGUUGAUAAUCGCUUGACUGAUGAUGAAAUAGUUACACGUGUUAUACAAAUGUUAAUGCCAAGACAACAGCAACAACAAGUUCUUACAUCAACAACUAGCUUUGAAGUUUUAGAAACACCAGAAGAACGUGCUCGUCGUGCUAAUCUUGAUAUUUAUCAAACACAAAUUUCUACAUGGGAAGAUGAAAUGUCACAAAUUCGACAACGUAUUCAAAAUUAUAAAACAAAUCGAUUAGAACAAGAUACAACAAUACGACGAACAGUUAAAUUUCAAUCCGAUCCAAUAGAAACAUCUAUAUCACCAGAAAAUGUUCAUAUACAUAGGCCACAUCUUGAAUAUACACUUGAUGAUUUUGUAACAAAAUCAAAUGAAAAUAAACAAGCAUUUGAAAAAACAAUUGUACAAUCAUCAUCUCGAGGUUAUAUUCGAUUACAUGGUUUAGAUUCAAGUAAAAUACGACAAAUUGAACGUUAUCAAAGAGAUUUUAGAAAUUAUUUACAAAGAACAGAAGCAGCUAAACAGGAUGAUUUUGAUCCAUGUCAAGUUAUUAAUAGAUUAUCAGAAUUUCUACUCGACGAAGCAUUACUUUCUGUUGUUAAUGAAGUCGAAUUAUUAACUAUUGAAUUAAGUCAAAAAUUAGUUGAAAAUGAAUUACUCGGUCGAGAAAUAUCAUUAGCUGAUGUUGAAAAAGAACAAAAACAUCAAUAUCGACGGCCAUUACAACAGGUCGAUCGAAAACAUUCACCAAUAUCACCAUCAUCUCUUAAUGAACGAUAUACAUCAAGUUUCGAAGAAGAUAUUAAUACUGAAAGUAAAAUAUCUCGUUCAGAAGAUGAUGAAAAUAUUCCACGUCGAAAAUCACCAAUGGAAGGUACAGGUCGUUUUACAACAACAACAACAACAGCAUUUGAACAGCGAAAACUGUCACGAAAUCAACUAUCAUCAUCAGCAUCAUCAACCUCGUCGCCGUCUGAUUCAGAAAAAGGUAUUAUUCUUAAACCUACAAUUGUUGUUAAAAAGCCAAGUUCAGCUCAUGAGGACAAUGAUCAAUUUUCUGAUCGUGAUGCUGAUUCAUCAAUAUCAUCAAAACCCAAAGGACGUCAACAACAAUUACAACACCAAUCAAGUGUUGACGACGAUGAUGAUGAUGAUCUAUUAUUAAGUACAAAAACUGGCGAAAAAAUUUAUUCAACUGAUUUUGAAGAAUCGAAAAGUAAACCUCGUAAUAUCAGUAAUUAUGAUGAUGAAGAUGAUGAUGUUGCUGAUACAAUGAAAUUAUCCGCUCGAUCUUUAAAGACUACUCAACGUCAUCCAUUCGAUAGUGAUGAUGACGAUGAUGAUGAUUAA
Rotaria sp. Silwood2 is the source of this 2703-nucleotide messenger RNA. The record is from the annotation of a GenBank genome assembly. NCBI's taxonomy places the organism in Eukaryota, Metazoa, Rotifera, Eurotatoria, Philodinida, Philodinidae.